AUGAUUCUGCUGGGGAAGACGGGGGCUGGGAAAAGUGCAGCAGGAAACACCAUCUUAGGAAGAGAAGCGUUCCAGUCUCACCUGUGUCCUUCUUCCUGGACGUAUCACUGCAAGAGGGCUGAGGGAGAGGUGGCAGGUCAAAGGGUUGCAGUCAUUGACACUCCAGGGCUUUUUGACACAAAUUUCACUGAGGAGGAACUUGUGAAGAAGAUCAAGUCAUGCAUGUCUCUGUCGGCUCCUGGUCCUCAUGUCUUCCUGCUGGUUGUGAGGCUGGGCAGGUUCACCCAGGAGGAGAAGGAUACUGUCAAAAUGAUUCAAAGCACUUUUGGUAAAGAAGCAGCCAAGUUCUCUCUGGUGUUGUUUACGCACGGUGACAAACUGAAGAAGCAAACGAUUGAAACAUUUAUUUCAAAAAGUGAAGAACUCAAAGAACUUAUUGAGGCUUGCUAUGGACAAUAUCAUGUCUUCAACAACCAGUCGAAAGACCAGAAACAAAUUAUUGACCUUAUGGAGAAGAUGGUCACAAUGUGUAUAAACAAUGGUGGAGGCUACUACACCUCCAAGAUGUUAAGAAAAGCAACAAAGGCCUCAAAGAAGGAGAAAAAACAACUUUUGAAGCAGCAGGAUGUCACAGAGCCUCACAGGAGGAAGACCAUGAAACCAGUGAAACACAAUAAAUGUCUUCUACAGUAG
Betta splendens (Siamese fighting fish) is the source of this 693-nucleotide messenger RNA. RefSeq names its product GTPase IMAP family member 9-like. NCBI's taxonomy places the organism in Eukaryota, Metazoa, Chordata, Actinopteri, Anabantiformes, Osphronemidae. The coding region runs from base 1 to 693 and encodes 230 amino acids. Gene Ontology annotation, molecular function: GTP binding. The transcript has a single exon. The record is from RefSeq and is a predicted model, not a curated record.